AUUCGGUUAGAACAAGACUGCUUGAAAAACGUGAAUUUUCUUCGAAAGUUCAAACCACUGAGAAUUUUGAUCUGGGUGUUCGGUUUGCUUUCAAAAUCGAGUUCAUUCAAUUCUUCGGAUUUCGGAAAUCUGGAUUUUUUGUGUACUUGUUUCGAAAGUUUUGUUCAAAUGCUUUUAUGUUGACUGAUAUUUUGAUCAUUUUAAAACUAUGAUGUGAUAAGAUUAGACUUGACUCUUGAAAGAACUCUUUUGGUAACCUUCAUGAUAUGUUGGUGUUUGUAAAAUGAUUCGUGGUUAUUGUCUUCAUAUUCCGUUGAUCAGCUGCUGUAGCUCUGUUAGUGGCUUCCAAUGCUCAUCAUUAAAGAUUUUGUGACCAUUGAAUUCUAUGUAUGGCAAAUGAUAAUUGACGAAAUAACCUCAUCAGAAUCACGGAAGGCUUCUUCGGAAGAGCCUCUUUUUUCAUGAAUGGUAUUCUUAAAAUGCAAAAUCUUCAGGCUGCCACUGAAGAAGCUGAAAGUUUAUUGUAUAAAGCGAAGAAGUGUGUUCCAAAAUUUUGCAACAACUUAUACAACGGCAGACAAUCUUUCAGCAUUUUUCAAAAACUAGCCGAAAUCCGAAAAGAAGAAUUGUCGUCCACAUUUUCUUUGGCGGAUCCCUUGGUUGAGCAAAACCACAUAAAACUGACGGAUUCUCGAUUAAUAGAAAAACUAGUCAUUCGCGAACGUUUGAAUACGCUCAUUUUUAAUCUAUAUCCUGCUAACAAAGGGUACACUUUAUCCGUGGUCAUUCGGAAUAGUGAUAAUACAGAGAAAACAAUCAACAGCAUGAGAUUACCGUAUACCGAAGAACAACUAUUUUCUUAUGUCGAUAAUGAAGAAAUACCACCUUUAUUGUGUAACAUGAUCGACAACUGUGUUGUUCAUUUGUAUUACAAUGGAUGUAUCAUAGCUGAAAUUAGAGAUUACCGUAAAUCAGCUGGACUGACUCAUUGUAUCAAACACUACGUUCUGUUGCAUCAAUCCGCAUUGACCAUAAUAAAUGAUGUAAACGAAACGAUAACGGCAGAAUCCAAAGUAGAAGAUAAAAUCAGUGCAAAAUUGGAACUUGAAAAAACAUUAGUGUUAGCCAAUUAUGGUCCUUUGUGCUUAAAUCCUAAUCCAAGUUUAGCUAUUGCGAAUCAGAAAUUGCAUUAUUCCAAGUAUUUUUUCAAUACUCAUAAAUUAAAAUUCAAAGCACGAAAACACACGCUGCUUGGAAUCGCUCAAAAGAAGCGGCAAGAGCAGUUGACGAAAUGUAUUCCGCCCGUGUCAAAUCUGAUAAAUUUCAUUGCUAAGAAGAAAGCCGCUCAAGUACCCAAACUAAAAAUACCCAGAAAACUUCUUCCGGAAUGUCCUGUAAGUGAUGAGUUUUUGACAGAAGCAGCCCGUACCGUUCUAGAAUUAGCAAAACCAAUCGAACGUCCUACUGACACUAAUCAAAGUAUAUUCAAUUCAAAACUUAUCGAGGAAUAUAUUAUAGAAACUAGAGACGAAGCUAGAUUACAAUUCAUGAUUAAACUAACGAUUUCGCAAAGGAAUGCGGAUUAUGAGUAUAUUGGUGAAAUACAACAAAGUCGUGAGUUACCGACUGGUGGUUUUCAUAACAUAUCUUACAGUUUUCCCUUGGGUACACACGAACUUGCCACUAGAUACGUUUUAGAAUUCACCAAUGUUUACACGGAGCGAGGGAAAAUUCGAAUCAAUUUCACUCACAAAGUUGCAGGAAAACCUGCUGAAGUUUUCGUUACAUCUGGUUUACGUAUGGAGGGCAGCAAAUUGGUUCCAAUCGAAUCUAAAUCUCUUGGACUUGAUACUUUAGUUUCGUGGCAGACAUUUUCAGAUUCACGGAACGAUACUAAUAAAGUUAAAAGUGUUAUCAGCGUACCAAAAGCUCGUAAUGUCGAAAAGGUGCAAAUCAUUUCGCAACCAACUAAUUUGCCAAAUGUUAUGAAACAGAUAGGUGUUUCGUCGGAUCCUAUGAACUCAAAUCAAUUGCAGCUGAUAAGAGAUCAACAACAUUUACAAAUGCAAAUACAGCAGCAAUUGCAACAUCAAAUUUUGCAGCACAAAAGACAACAAAAUCAACAGUUGCAACAGGAAAUUAAAGCUAUUGCGAAUUUCAAAGCUCAAAUUCAAGAACAUAUGCAAAUGCAACAAUCGAAUGUAGUUAAUGGAGUGAUAUCUCAACCUGUACCGCAGUAUACGUCUCUAUUAAAUAAGAAAGAAAACAUUACGAAUAGUCCGUCUACGUCGCAGACGGUGUCUCCUCAAAGAAUCAUGACAGCUGUUUUGCCAAAAACACCAACUUCCACGAUGCAGUAUCAAACUGCAACAAAUGAUGUUUCUCUAGUAGAGGCUGUGAACGUAACAGGAAACUCCGCUGUGUUACCUUCUAUAAAUGGAAAUAACUCUACGAUUUUGAGUUUGCUGGCCAGUUCGUCGGCUCAGUCACCAUCGUCGUCAUCUUCUCCGUCUUCUACUAAUAUUAACUUGAGUAAUUUGUUAACAUCGACGCCAAAUGCAAGAAACAUGAAUACUAACCAUACAGUAAAUGUUGCUGGUCAAAGAGUAGUAGCAAAAAGAUUGAAAAUGCAAAACGGUGGUAGAAUGAUUCCGGCUAAUCAAUCUCCUACGCAGUCAAGUAUCGCCAAUGCUACAGUUAUCGCUGCGGCAGCAGCCAAUGUUUCUAGUGUAGCUUCAAAUAUUAACGCUCAACCUGUAAUUAGAUUAUCGCUUUCAUCGUUAACAAAUCAGGCAACUCCUGUGAUACAACCAAGAACCAUGAAAAAUAUUGCAGGUCGUGUAAUAACACCAGGCAAUAUAAAAACAGCAUCUUUGAUGAAUAACAUUCAACCAGUGAACGUGACCUCGACGGGAAACAUACAGAUAAGCAAUAAUAUGCAUAACUUAUCAGCUGUACAGUCUUUACUGAAUAGCAAUGUGCAAACUGCCAACGCUAUUCGCUUGAAAACCAACAACAGAAGGAACGUUUCGGUAGCUGGUCUUCAGUCCUUGGCGGUUAAUAAUGUUAAUAAUCAAACAGUUGGCGAAACGCAAACGAUGAAUUGCGCCAAGAUGCAAGCCAUUGGUACAACUCAAGCUAAUGCAAACACUAGUACGCAUUUAUCGACCGCUGAGUUGCAAACUCUAGCUGGUACAUUAACUGCUGCCCCGACGAUAGGAACUAUUCAAUUAGCGAGAAACGUUCAAGCAUUGCCAUCAGGCAGUGUCCAUCUUGUUAGUAAUACCAAUGCUUCACAAAAUAUCGGCGCUAUGAAUAAAGCAACUUCUUUGAACAGUAUUCAGUUGAACGCUACUAGCGAUAGCAUUGUUGCGGGAAAAGCUCAGAAAAUAAUGCGUCUAGCCAGUAACCCAGAAGCAACAGCUCAAACCAGCGUAGGCUUACCCGUGUCUGCCUUAUCUGCAUUGCUAUCAGGAACGCCAAUUACGGAUAGUACGAUUUCGAAUCCUGCAAAAGGUUUGAGUUUGGUUGAACGGAUAGGAUCUACGGCGACAGCUGUGAGCCAACCUGCUUCUGCAUCUGCUACCAAUGCUACCAUUGUUACUAACCCUACGAAUGCUAACGUGGGCGUGCAAAAUGUUCAGGUGUCGAUUCCUGGAAUGGCAGUUCCUAUUACAUUAUCGUUAAAUGUAGGUGAUCAGGGUACCAACUCCUAUCUGGAUGCUCUAUCUCAGAACGCUCACGCAGUUACCACAUUAUCGAAUGUAGUUGGAACUUCCGUAAUUUUUGCCAAUUCGAAUGCUGGUGGUGGUAUAAAAACGUCAGCACUUCGACCUGUAACGAAUGCUACGACGGUAACUAAUGUGCAAGCCGGAACUGUUCAACAACUACAGCUAAUCGGUUCGGUGCAACGUAAUAAAUUAGGAACCCCGGUACAAAAACAAAUGGCUGCUCGUAGUUUGUUGAACGCAAAUCGCGUUAGAUUAGCUGUGUCUCCUAAUGCCGUCGUUCAACAACAAUCUGGUGGUCAAGGCCAAGUUCUUAGUGUUACUGCCCAACAGCAAUUACAACUCGCUCUACAAAAGCAAGCUCAUCAGUUACAGCUGCAUCAAGGAUUAACGGCAGCUGGUGGCUUGAAAGUUGCCCAGAAAAGGCGCAGGUCUUCCGUCGCGACUGAUGGUAGUUAAUGCUUCAUGAAUACGAUAUAUCGAUGCAUUUGAUCUACAGUGAAGUUUCAUUGGGCGAAAAUUUAGCUGAAUCUUAUAAUUAUAUUUCUGUGAUGUAAGUUCUGUUUCUUAAUCGUGUGUAGCGUUAUAAUACAUAUAAGAGGACA
Messenger RNA from Planococcus citri (citrus mealybug), 4333 nucleotides. RefSeq names its product Spt20 (gene Spt20). Bases 462 to 4187 code for a protein of 1241 amino acids. NCBI's taxonomy places the organism in Eukaryota, Metazoa, Arthropoda, Insecta, Hemiptera, Pseudococcidae. The transcript has 16 exons. Gene Ontology annotation, molecular function: transcription coregulator activity. Gene Ontology annotation, cellular component: SAGA complex. The record is from RefSeq and is a predicted model, not a curated record. Gene Ontology annotation, biological process: regulation of transcription by RNA polymerase II.